This is a messenger RNA of Bicyclus anynana (squinting bush brown), 3147 nucleotides long. RefSeq names its product sex peptide receptor (gene SPR). Gene Ontology annotation, biological process: G protein-coupled receptor signaling pathway. NCBI's taxonomy places the organism in Eukaryota, Metazoa, Arthropoda, Insecta, Lepidoptera, Nymphalidae. The record is from RefSeq and is a predicted model, not a curated record. The coding region runs from base 431 to 2002 and encodes 523 amino acids. Gene Ontology annotation, cellular component: membrane. The transcript is spliced from 7 exons. Gene Ontology annotation, molecular function: G protein-coupled peptide receptor activity.
CGCGUUUACACUUUCAGACUUCAGUACGCUUUCGGAUGCCGCGCGUAACGGAUGUGUGUCGCUUGAACGAAUUUUCACACGUGCGUAAUAAAAAAAAAUUGGAAAUUAAAUCAGUUUGUGUUAAUUGUAAAUUAUUGUUUAUUUAGUAGUGAUUAUUUUUGGCCGAGUUUACAUUUUUUUUAAUUUUUUAACUGAUUUUUGUGUGAUUAUUUGGUUUCCUUAGUACAGUGGUGAGUUUUUGACGUUUAUGACUGGCUUUUGGGCGGAUUUUAAGUGAUUUUCGCGUUUUAUCAGUUUAUGCUGGUAUUAUGGACAAGAAAUCACUUUAACAGAUAAUAAAAGUAUGACGUAACACCGAAACACAGACAAAAAAGAAAUCGCUUCUAUAACCAUGCCAAAAUCCAUCACAAGAUAACCGGUACAAACCAAGAUGGCGUCUGACCAAGACGAUUGGCUAGAAGACAACACCCUGUACAAUGUGUCGAGAUACCAACCGAAUCUUCCAGAAGAUUCACUAAACUACAAUUUGGGAAAUGUAACGCAGCAUGAUUAUUCAAACUUCACGUCGGACGACUAUUGUGCGACGAAUUUUUCACACGUAUAUCUGAACGUUACUUGUGAAUUUCCCAUCAAUUAUGCGGAACCUAUGUAUGGAUAUAUCGCGCCGUUCCUGCUAGCAACAACCACGGUCGCCAACACCCUGAUAGUGGUAGUGCUGUCCCGGCGGCACAUGCGCACGCCCACCAACGUGGUGCUGAUGGCCAUGGCUCUGUGCGACAUGUUCACCAUGCUGUUCCCCGCGCCAUGGCUCUUCUACAUGUACACCUUCGGCAACCAUUACAAGCCGCUGAGUCCCGUCACUGCUUGCGAGGCCUGGCACUAUAUGAAUGAGGUAAUUACUUUUAUCAACGUGGUGCUGGUGGCCAUGGCUCUGUGCGACAUGUUCACCAUGUUGUUCCCCGCGCCAUGGCUCUUCUACAUGUACACCUUCGGCAACCAUUACAAGCCGCUGAGUCCUGUCACUGCUUGCGAGGCCUGGCACUAUAUGAAUGAGGUAAUUACUUUUAUCAACGUGGUGCUGGUGGCCAUGGCUCUGUGCGACAUGUUUACCAUGUUGUUCCCCGCGCCAUGGCUCUUCUACAUGUACACCUUCGGCAACCAUUACAAGCCGCUGAGUCCCGUCACUGCUUGCGAGGCCUGGCACUAUAUGAAUGAGGUGAUCCCCGCCAUGUUCCACACGGCCAGCAUCUGGCUGACGCUGGCGUUGGCUGUCCAGCGGUACAUCUACGUCUGCCACGCGCCCGUCGCCAGGACCUGGUGCACGAUGCCGCGUGUGAAGAAGUGCCUCAUCUACAUCGGUGUAGCGGCCUUCCUGCAUCAGCUGCCGCGGUUCUUUGACCUCAAGUACGUGCCUCACCGCACCGUGUGGCGCGGACACAUCGAGGAAGUCUGCGGGGUCGAAAUGUCAUCGUGGGUACACGCCGUGACUCCUGACGCCUACUUCAUAUCGUACUUCGCAUUCCGCGUACUAUUUGUCCAUUUGAUCCCUUGCACCUCUUUAGUAGUCCUCAACGUGUUACUGUUCAGGGCAAUGCGGACCGCCCAGCUAAACCGUCAAAAGUUAUUCAAAGAGAACCGAAAAUCCGAAUGCAAACGUCUCAGAGAUUCUAACUGCACGACAUUAAUGCUUAUUGUAGUCGUUACUGUAUUUUUACUGGUUGAAAUACCUGUAGCUGUUGUGACCAUCUUGCAUAUUAUAUCUAGUACUUUGGUAGAGAUUCUAGACUAUCACAUUGCGAAUAUACUUAUAUUGAUAACGAAUUUUUGUAUUAUCGUGUCGUAUCCUAUAAAUUUCGCCAUAUACUGUGGCAUGUCGAGACAAUUUAGGGAGACGUUUAAAGAGCUUUUUAUAAGAGGCGCUGUGACGAGUAGAAAUGGUGGGUCGAGUAGGUACUCCCUCGUCAAUGGCCCUAGAACGUGUACUAACGAAACUGUGCUUUAAAUACUUCAAUAUGUAUAUAAAACGAAGGUUUAUUUGUCUAUGUAACUUCGAUCUGUAUAAAAUGUGUGUAAAACGAUUUAUUUAUUUACGUACACUAUUAUUUAAAGGCUGUAUGCUCACCGAUCUUUGCCUAUCAACAUAAAGAAAAAAAUAUACUGUUUGUCUAUUGUUAGCAAUAAAAUUUUUAGACACAUACAUUCAAUGACACGAUAAUUUCUAUUUUGUCUAUGAUUUAAUGCUUUUCUUCACUACACAAUAAAAAUAUUGUAAUCUAUAAAUAAUUGGUAAUGUUUAUGUAAUAAUUUUAAAUAUUAAAAGAUACUUUUUCGCGACUGUGCGGUUACCUUAUCAAAGAGUAACUUUGAUAACUUUUUAAUAAUUAAAUAAAUAAAUAUGUUUGUUGUCUGUGUAUUUUAAUGUAUAUUUAUUGAUGAGCUAGUCAUACAGUCCUUAAAUGGUGAGCCCCCAUUUAGGAAAAGUAUCUAUAUUUGUGUAAAUAAUUCUAUUUUUAGUCUAUGAUUAUUAUUUCCUACUCCUGUAUCUAUGACUUGUAAAAUAAACGAAGUAGAUGUUGUAAAGUGACUGUAAAUAAAAAUGUACGGCAAAAUUUUUAUCAAAAUCUGAAUACUGUAUAACCUAAUUUUAAAAUAAUAUUGUAAUUAAGUUAAAAUAAUAAUUAAAUUAAUAAAUAUGUACAAUUCUGAAAGAGUAGAAUUUAAUAUGCUUUUUGUGUUAAGAACACUGCAAAAAGUAGUAUAUUCUAUAAAAACUGUAAGUAGAUAAAACGUUAGAUUACUUAGAUAGAGACUAAGACUUCUAAGGUGGAAGCACACUUUAAACACGAAAUGUGACUAGUUAAAAAAAACGCGCAUUAUAAGAUAUUAUGAAAUAAUAUUAUUUCUAUGACCGAAUCACACUACAAACACUUUAUAUCAGAAUAAUUAUAUAGCUUUUCAUGUUUAAAGUAUGCUUCCCCCUUUGUCUAUUAAAAUUUUGUUUUCUAUUCAGACUUUCUAAAAAAACAAGAUUAUUUAAAUUAAUUAUUAUAUGUAAAAAAACGAAAAUUUUAUAUGUUGUAAAUGGACCAUGGUGAAUUAAAUCUAUGGUUUAGCGAAUCCUUAUUACUAUAAUAAAAAAUUAAAUUA